CCCCCCUCCUCCUCUCGACAACACAACCAUCGCCAUGGCCUCCAGUUCUGGGGUAGGGUCGUAUUCGAACCCUUUGAAGAAGUUCAAGCUGGUUUUCUUGGGAGAACAGAGCGUUGGCAAAACCUCCCUGAUCACCCGGUUCAUGUACGACUCGUUCGACAACACAUAUCAGGCCACCAUCGGCAUUGACUUCUUGUCCAAGACUAUGUACUUGGAAGACCGAACCGUCCGCCUUCAGCUUUGGGAUACCGCUGGUCAAGAACGAUUCCGCUCUCUGAUUCCUUCCUACAUUCGAGACUCGAGCGUCGCCGUGGUCGUUUAUGAUAUUUCCAACGCCAAAUCCUUCCAAAACACCCGGAAAUGGAUCGACGAUGUCCGUGGAGAGCGUGGAAAUGACGUGAUCAUCGUGCUGGUGGGCAACAAGACCGAUUUGAACGACAAGCGCGAAGUCACUACGGCACAGGGUGAGGAGGAGGCAAAGAAGAACGGCCUGAUGUUCAUCGAAACCAGUGCCAAGGUCGGACACAAUGUGAAACAGCUGUUCCGGAGGAUUGCCCAGGCUCUGCCUGGAAUGGAUGGCGAGGCUAAGCAGGGAGAGAGCACAAUGAUCGAUGUGAACAUCCACCCCAAGGAGACCACCAACAACGAGGGCUGCGCAUGCUAA
Messenger RNA from Penicillium daleae, 664 nucleotides. RefSeq names its product Rab family GTPase YPT6. Gene Ontology annotation, molecular function: GTPase activity; GTP binding. The coding region runs from base 35 to 664 and encodes 209 amino acids. Lineage: Eukaryota; Fungi; Ascomycota; Eurotiomycetes; Eurotiales; Aspergillaceae. The record is from RefSeq and is a predicted model, not a curated record. The transcript has 5 exons.